AUGUCAAAGUCUUGUGAAGAAGGACUUUGGAAAAAGGCCACAGAAUAUGAUAAAAAUGCACUUCAUAUUUCAAGUUUACAAGGAAAUCUUAGACUUGUCAAAUCUCUCAUCGAAUGCAACUGCGAUAAAGAAGUAAAGGAUAAAGAUGGAUGUACUCCAUUCAUGCUUGCAUCACAAUAUGGUCAACUUGAAGUAGUGAAAUAUCUAAUUUCUGUUGGAGCUGAUAAAGAUGCUAAGGAUAAUAAUGGAAAUACUCCACUCAUUUUGGCAUCAUUAAAAUGUAAACUUGAAGUUGUUAAAUAUCUAAUUUCUAUUGGUGCGGAUAAAGAUGUAAAGAAUAAUUAUGAUUGUUUUCCACUCAUUUUGGCAUCAUUUAGUGGUCAUCUUGAGGUUGUUAAAUAUCUUAUCUCGCUUGGAGCUGAUAAAGAAACAAAGAAUAUUUCUGGAUAUAUUUCACUCAUUUUGGCAUCAUUUAGUGGUCAUCUUGAGGUUGCCAAAUAUCUUAUCUCGCUUGGAGCUGAUAAAGAAGCAAAGGAUGAAAAAGGAAUGACUUUGCUUAUUAUUGCAUCAAAACUUGACUGUCAUGAAGUGGUCAAAUGCCAUAUCUCUCUUGGAGCUGAUAAAAAUGCAAAGGACAAUGAAGGGAAAACAUGCUUUGAUCACGGGAAUAGCAAUGCAAGAAAUUAUUUAUCUUUGAUCAGCUUGACGAAACUUCAUUACAAUUUUGUAGUUUUGAACCAAAACACCCAAUAA
Trichomonas vaginalis G3 is the source of this 753-nucleotide messenger RNA. RefSeq names its product ankyrin repeat, PH and SEC7 domain containing protein SECG-related family. Bases 1 to 753 code for a protein of 250 amino acids. Gene Ontology annotation, molecular function: protein binding. The transcript has a single exon. Lineage: Eukaryota; Parabasalia; Trichomonadida; Trichomonadidae. The record is from RefSeq and is a predicted model, not a curated record.